GCCAUCUGUUGACAAAAAAAAACAUGAAAAAAUAUUCUAACUCAAAAACCAUGCUUUCUAUGGCAACAACAUGUCCAUUCGUUUUUUUGGUUUGUUUUCAUUUUUAAUUUUCAUUUCAGUUGUUUUUAAUCACCGAAAUUAAUCAUCGAUAACAAAAUAAUGACUACUACUAAUAAUAAUCCAGCAUUCGCGUUUGUGGUGAAUUCAAUAUUGAAUAAGAAUAAAAAUUCAAAAAUUUUAUCAAAAGCAAAAAAAGAACAAAAUGUAUUGUCAUAUGAAAAUAACGAACAAACGAUUGCCGAUGAAAUUGAUUUUGUCGAUUCUCAAGGUAAAUCACUAGCUAAUAAUAAUAAUAAUGGUGAUGAUGAUGAUAAAAUCAAAGAACAAAAGCAUUGGCGACAAACGAAAAAUAAUACAAUUCAACGUAAAAAUAUUGAUCAACAAAACAUUCGAACAUGGUUGUCGAAAUCAGUGGAUGAAAAUCGUGAAAAAGAAAAAAAUUUAACAUUGAUUGCCACUAAAGGUGUCGUUCAAUUGUUCAAUGUUGUUCGUGAGAAACAGAAAAUUCUUAAACAUAAACUAAACGAAGCUGGUGGUUCGGAAAGUAAACGAACGAAAAUUCUUACAGAAUUCAGUGAAAAAGAGAUGCAAGAUGAACGAAUUAAAACUAGUUUAAAGAAACCAAGAAACAAAAAGAAUUUGAAUUCAAACAAGAAAAAAUGGCCCGUAUUAACCGAAGAUUUCAUGACCGGAGCCAGGCUCAAAGAUUGGAAUGAAGAAAGUGAUAAUGACUAAUCAAAUGGGCUUGUGGUCAACUUAUUUUUAAUUUUUUUUUUUUGAACAAAAUUUCAAUUGCAAUUGUAAAAAAAAAAAAAAAUUUUAAUUUUGAUUUCAAUUUGUUUGUUGGGAAGUUUUGCCGAAAAAUCUUUCGAUAAUCAAAACGAAAAACUUUAUAGAAAAAUUCUGCUGGCUAGGUCAUUUUGUGUGGUAGGUUUUUUAUUCAUCUGAUUCGCGGAUGUUUAUCAUAUGGAAUCAUCAGUAAAAAUACAGCAAAGUUUUCUACAAAAAUCUUUGCAUCAAUUAUAUCGUCAUCGUUUUCUUGUGACCAUACCGCCAUUUUUUUUCUAUUGUAUUUAUUGUGAUUAUACUCGUACACAGGAAUAUAAACGAAAGAAAUUACAAAACUAAAAAUAAUUAUUAUGGCUGGCGGUCCAGUGUUCUAUAAAGAAUCACGACGUAUAUUUCCAAAAUUAUGGCAACGACAUUUAUUCGUUGGUACGACCCUAUUUAUUGUUUGCCAUAUUGGAUGGAAAUAUCAUAUACUUGGUAUAGAACGUUAUGAUACAUUCAAAGGACGUACAGCUCUUUAUGGUCCAGAAAGCAUUGAAGGUGGAAUGCAAAAAUGAAUUGAUUUAUCAAAUUAAAUAUUUUCAUGAAUUUAAAUAAUUAUUACAAUUACAAUAGCUUGUCUAGUAAAGUCUGUGAAUCUGAAUAAAUGAUAAUUUUUUGAUUUCAAA
This is a messenger RNA of Dermatophagoides farinae (American house dust mite), 1517 nucleotides long. Its product is annotated as RRP15-like protein. The record is from RefSeq and is a predicted model, not a curated record. Gene Ontology annotation, biological process: maturation of LSU-rRNA; maturation of 5.8S rRNA. Lineage: Eukaryota; Metazoa; Arthropoda; Arachnida; Sarcoptiformes; Pyroglyphidae. Gene Ontology annotation, cellular component: preribosome, large subunit precursor.